Messenger RNA from Diatraea saccharalis (sugarcane borer), 1331 nucleotides. NCBI's taxonomy places the organism in Eukaryota, Metazoa, Arthropoda, Insecta, Lepidoptera, Crambidae. The record is from the annotation of a GenBank genome assembly.
AUAAAUAGGUUAUGCAGGCAUGCAACUCGUUCAUUCUUCAUCUGUGUUUUGCGUUUUCGUGGUCAUAUAUGUGGUGUGUGAUGGUGUCACGUGUCGAUUAUCAGUAAAUAUACGACUAACAUUUUUCCUACAUAUCCAAAACAAUGAAGGUAAUAGAGACUCUUUUUUUUUAGAUUAUCUCGGGGAUCAAUACAAACGAUGGCAUCAGCUAAAGCCAACAAAAAAGUUGCGUCGGCUGCUGUCGACCUGCCAGAAUGCCCGGUUUGCUUAGAGACUAUGAUGGCGCCGAUAUAUCAGUGCAGUGGAGGCCAUAGCCUGUGCCAUAACUGCACCAAAAUUUUAUGCCCCCCUAUCUGUCCUAUCUGCCGCCAGCAAAUGACUCAAAUGAGAAACUGGCAGCUAGAAGAAAUCGUUCAAAAGGCAAAGGUGCCCUGUCCCAACAAAUCUGCGGGUUGUGUUUACAUUAUGGUAACAGUUGACGUUGAAGAUCACCUCAAGGAGUGCAUUUUCCGCGAGAUGGACUGUCCGCUUGGUGCUGUUUUCGGUAAAUGCUCCUGGAGUGGACGCUUAAAUGAUAUGAUGGACCACUUCAAAGAACGCCAUCCUACCAAUUGCAACAUCAGCAGUGAUACUGACGUGGAACUGAAUAAUGUCAACAUUAACAUGGACGAACGGUUAGUAUAUUUAGUUACGCAAGGAAAGAUCCAUUUUAUAAUAACAAUGAAGAUUGAUACAUUACAAAAGAUGGCGUACUGGGCUAUUCAGCUUAUUGGAGGGAAGAAAACAGCACAACAGCAUAUAUACGAGAUACACGUUAAUAGUAAACAGGACAACAGAAAGAAAGUCGUGUUUAUUGAACACUGCUUCAAUGAUGCCAUUAAAGCGGACGAAGUAUUCCGUCAAAAUCAAUGUGCUGUGCUUCCUCUUGAAUCCUUAAAACAUUUUAUAAACAAUAAGAAGCUGUCGUUCAGAUUCUUCAUCAAAAGAAUACCACAAGCAAACAAAGAUAAAAAAGGUGAUUGGAAGAAAGAAAACAAUACUAAUAAAGAUGGCGCCAAUGAAAAGUUUACGGGACCACCUCGUGGGCCAGGACCGAACAGUGGUACUCAACAAGGGCCGAAAGGUGCCGGAGUUAAAGGCCCAUGGCCUAAAGGACCUGGCGCUAAGGGACCAGGACCCAAGAAACAGCACAAAGCUCAUGCUUAAAUCAAUUAAUUCAUCUUAAAACAACUGUAGCAGUAGGUAUUUCAUUCCUACAUAUUCUAGUUACAUAAUUAGUGUGUAAUACAGUAUAGAAAGGCGUGUACAUUGUACAAGCCGUAUAGGUUAGG